UAUAUAUAUAUAUGAGACCUAUUCCCACUAGCUAUGUGUAAAUGAGAUGAGAAGGGAAUUUAUAAAAAAUUUAUUUGUUUUACUCUACACGUGGAUACUAGGUGGAGGACAUGAUUGGAAAAGUUUAAAGAUUUAGCCAUAGAAUUGUGUGAGGACUUAGGUUCGGCUCAACUAAAACCCAUUUUCAUGGAAUAGUAUCAACUCUUUUGACCGAGUAAUAAGGUGGGAUUGAGGGGUUUAGUUAUUUAUUUAAAUACUUGUUAUGUGAAGCACGGUUAGUGCUGGAGUUAGUGGGUAAGAGACCUAGGCCUAUAAAUAGAGAGCUUUUGCUCACUUAUUCAUUUCACUCAAAUAGUCAAAUAGCUAUCCGGUAUAUUCUUCUUCCAUUUUCCUCUACACUGAAGUGAUUUUAUUCUAUCUUUUACAGUCAAACACUUGUUUCUCCAAGAGCCAAAUAGUCCUACACACCAUCAUAAUUACUAGAAGCUUUAAACAUCAACAACCUCUCUUAAACAUCACCAUCAUUCUUCCAUACAUUUAUAUAUUUCCUUCAUCAUAUCGGCAUCACCAUUACCACUAUUUUCACAUUCAAAUUUUAGUGCUCUGCUAGUUUUCUUUGGAAAUUAAGGUUUUUCGUAAGACAAUUAUUUCUCAAGAAUCACUCUCUUUGCAAUCAAGGCUAGGACUCCACAUUCGAGAUUAAGGUUCUAAAACUUAGAGAGCUGGUGGCAAGUGAGACCUUGGAGGCUUGUGUGUGUGUACUCGCUGAGGACCAUAUAACUGAGGGUGGUCUAGGGCACGCUCCAUUUAUUUUAUUUAGUGUUAUUAAAUUAAUGUCGCAGUUAUUUUUAUUUAUUAAUUAUUAUGUCUUUUAAGUCCAAACUGAGCUCAAAUAUGAAAUAUUUUAUGUUUAUAAGUAAAAGCGACAUUAUAGUUUUUCCGCAUUUUAACGCUUGUAACUAAAUUAGUAAUUUAUGAAAAAGUUCGGGCGUUACAGUUUGGUAUCAGAGCCACAGUUAUAUUGGUCCCGAACGUUCUCACGAGUUACACAUAUCGGCUAAAAAGGUUCCACUGGCUACCAAGUAAGUAUCAUUGUUGCAUGAUUGUAUUUUAUGUGCAUUUUAGUAAUUCCAGAAGUUCUUUUUAUUUUAUUUUCAGAGCCCUAGAACCAACUAAGCACCAACAUCAUGAGACCAGAGCAAGUAGAGCACAUUGUUGGGCAUAUUAAGGCCUUAAAGAGAGUUCCUAAGACCCCACCCAUGCUGGAAGAAAACAAGGUCUUUCAUAGAAUUAACAAAAUACAUGAGGGUAUGGAUAAGAUAAUAGAUCGUUGGAAUUGUUUAUUGAAGUCACAUGAGAAGUACAUAGCCUUGAUGCACGCUCUCAACAUGCCACAAGUCCAACAUAGUCUAAGAGCAAAUUGGGAACAUCUAGGGUAUGUCGGGGUAGAUGAGGCCGAAAGAUAUGACCUACUCAUGAUCAACUUAGUGGAUCAAUAUCAAAUUACCGACACCAUUUAUCACCCUGAUGGCUCUAAAGAAGAAAUAUAUCAUCGACCCAAUAAUGCUGUUAGGUCUGAAUUCCUUCAAAAGUUACCAAUUUCAUCAAACUUGGUGUACCUAGAACUCGACUAUGUAGAUUUGACAGAAGAUAUGUUAGAGGAAGGGUCAGACAUAGAAGAGUAGAAAAGUCAAGUUGCUUUUUAUUCUAUGUGUUUAUUUUUUUUAUGUAAUAAGGAGUGUUAGUAUGGCUCCACUUUAGUUAGGAGUUUUAGUGUAACUCCUUUAGCUUGUUAUCUUUUGGAAUUUAUAAAUAAAUAAAGAGGUUUUAUUUUAUUUAUAAAGAUUUAUAUAAAUAUAUAUCUACUUAUAUUAAGUCUUACUGAAUAGUUAAAGAAAUUUUUUUUUCAGAUAUAGGAGAUAUGUCUCUUAGAAUUAAGGCGUCAAACGAUACAGUACUUGCAGAAAUAAAAAAUAUUUUGUCACUUAAGAUCGAAAAUAUCCGCCACGAAGAGGAUAAGAUUCUUAGAGCUCUACGAGAGGUCAUCGCAAUUAAUGAAGAAAUUAAAAGAGUAGUAGAGGUGAGGGGAGCCUUAAUCAAAUCACGAGAAAAGUUUCUAGUGCUAAGGGCUGCUUUGUCACAUGUCCCCGAACUUCUUUACUAUAUCGAUGAAGUCUGGCACCGUGUCUCAAAUCUUGGCGACGCAAUUAGAUACGCAGCAUUCAUAUGUGAGCUGACGCUUGACUUCCACAACUUCAUUUUCGAAAAGACUUAUAUUGUGGAAACAAACGACAUGGAAGAAGAACGCGUCAAGAACAUACGAUAUAAGCUAAGUGACGACAGUGUGGAGGACAUAACAGAAUCUGUGAACGUAACAACUGAACGAGAUUUGGAAGAAUCAGAAAUGCCAGACUAUUUUGAAGUGACAGCAGAAAUGUUGGAACUUGAACUAAAAAGCCCACCUCAAAUAGAAGCAGAGAAAAUAGUAGAAAUAAUAGAGAUUCCCUCAGAUGAAGAAUCCAAAGAUGAGGAAAUGCCAGAAGGUCCCAAUGAGCCAGAUUAUUCCCCAAUACCGAAGAGCAAGGACUUAGAUCUACCCGCAACAACCAACAUCCAUGAACCAGAAGAUGACAUACCUGACUAUCAUUUUGAAGUAGAAAUUGAUGAGUCAGACUCUGAAUCCGAGGAUGUGCCAGCACCAAUUUCAACAGAUGUGGAAAUGGAAACAAACUUCGAGGAACACCCAGAAGAGGACCUACAAGAAGACCCUGAAGGAUCUGAAGCCGAGUCAUGCGUGGAGGACGAAUAAUAGUCUCUUUCAAUUUGUCAAAUUUUAUCCAAAGAAGAUAUUUUUGUUCCUAUAAUCUAGUGAUAUGUAACUAGAGAUUUAGUACUCUUUUAAGUAAAUAAAAAUUUAUUUUCCUUCAAUCAAAUUCUUCUUUUAUGACCAAAAUAACUCCCUACAAAAUUAACAAGGAAGACGGUUUGCCUCUACUUAGGAAUCUACUUUUUAAUAAAGCAAUGUUAAUUCUUAAAUCGGGAAGAAAUACUCAAACUAGACACCAAGAGCAAGAAGUACCAAUGAGUGUGACAUCUGAAGUAGUACUCAAACACCGGGGGACUAGAAAUUUGG
Cannabis sativa is the source of this 3133-nucleotide messenger RNA. RefSeq lists its product as uncharacterized. Bases 1922 to 2809 code for a protein of 295 amino acids. NCBI's taxonomy places the organism in Eukaryota, Viridiplantae, Streptophyta, Magnoliopsida, Rosales, Cannabaceae. The record is from RefSeq and is a predicted model, not a curated record. The transcript has 3 exons.